This is a messenger RNA of Acanthopagrus latus (yellowfin seabream), 6974 nucleotides long. RefSeq lists its product as uncharacterized. Gene Ontology annotation, biological process: lipoprotein metabolic process; lipid transport. The record is from RefSeq and is a predicted model, not a curated record. Gene Ontology annotation, molecular function: lipid binding. NCBI's taxonomy places the organism in Eukaryota, Metazoa, Chordata, Actinopteri, Spariformes, Sparidae. Gene Ontology annotation, cellular component: extracellular region; membrane. The transcript is spliced from 54 exons. Bases 258 to 5648 code for a protein of 1796 amino acids.
UGAGCACGUUAAUCCAUUUCUCAGUGUGUCAUCCUGAUCUUUCUAUUUGGGGUUUGUGUUUGGGUUUCUAUUUACAUCUAGCUGACUUGUGAAACUGCUGAGUCAGACUCUCACCGCCUGGGAAACGCGUUUCUUUACCUCCCACAGACACAGGUAGUCCUCACACUGACCACGCCCUCUACCAGGUGAGUCAAAUCCACAGCCAACAAAGCCAGGCAGGAUUUCACAGCUCGCAUCUUCUCCAAAAACCAGGAAGGAUGGAGGCGUGUAUGAUGAAGCCAGAUGUCAAAAAGAAACCAAAGCCGCCUAAACCACCUCCAAAACCUGCAGAGGCGAAAAGAAGUGACCCAGAGAGACAUGAGAAACCACAUCCUCUGGUGCCUCCACGACCGACAGACUCUGAACUGAGUCAUACACAGUACCGCACGAAAACAGCAGCAACAGCAAACAAAGAGGUUAAAGAACACUUGAAACAAAGGGAGACAAAAGUGAAACUGGAUGAAACUCCCGUGGUUCCACCCAGACCAACAGACCAGGAAAUGAGGGCUACAACCAGGUACAGCCAGCGCAGGAGUGUACAGGCUGAGGACACACAGAGCUCCAGAACAAAUGACCAGUCAGACGUUCCCAAAGAUGAAGCAGACUUCAUCAAACAGAGUGAUCAGACGGUCCUGACUGGGGUGUUUCAGCGGAGCCGAAAAGAAAAAACAACUACGUUCACUAGUUAUGUGUUCGAUGACUCUGACAAAAAGGAAAAAACUGAUGAUGUUCCUGCCAAACAGGCUUCUGGCAGCAAACCGGGCGGUCUGAAGGGAGUAAUGAAAGGGUUGCAAUUCAAGUCGUCACCAAAGGCCAGCAGAGAGCCGAGUCCAGACCCGAGCGCAGAGGAAGCAGCCUCCGAAAAGGAACAAUCUGUAGAAAAAAACAAGCAGGAGAAGAAUGUGAAACCCAAAGAGGACAUAGGAGAUCUGAUUGCUGGAAUGUUCCGGAAAUCUCCCAGAGAGAAAUCACCGUCUCCAGCAGUGACGGUCAGCAAAGCUGACUGCGAUCCGGAAGAUAAUGAAGAAGCAGAUAAGAAGAGUUCCGAACAAUCCCAAGGAAAAGGAGGCUUGUUCUCUGGCAUCCUUAAGAAACACAAUAAAACAGCAGACGAGGCACCUGCGCAGGACAGUCUGAGUGUCAACAGUGAGCUGUCUGCCAGCAGCGACAGUCUGUCUGAAAGCAACAGCAACAAGGAAAAAGGAGGAAUAUUCAGCGGGAUGUUCAAGAAGUCUCCGAAACCAGCAGAAGCUGCUCAGACUGAUGAGGACCAACAGGCUCUACAAGAGAAUUUGUCAGGCAGUAAUGAUAAUCUGUCUGAAAACACAAAGGAGAAAGGAGGAAUUUUCAGCGGGAUUCUCAGAAAGUCUCCCAAGCCUCCAGGAGAGGGAACGCCGGGGCAGGAUAAAGAGUCGCUGCAAACGGACCCGUCAGACAGUAAUGACACUAAUGAGAACGGCACCAAAGAGAAAGGAGGAGGAAGUGUUUUCAGUGGGAUGUUCAAGAAAUCUCCCAAACUGUCUGAGGCCCCCCGACUGAAGGAGGAGGCAGAGACGUUACACAGUGAACUCUCUGCCAGCACUGACAGCCUGACAGAGAACAAGGAAAAAGGCGGUUUGUUCAGCGGACUCCUCAGAAAGACUCCAAAAACAGCUGUAGAGGAGAAUCUUUCGGCACAGAAAGAACUUUCAGCCAGCAACGACAGUCUGUCCGAGACCGCCAACACCAAGGAGAAAGGAGGUGCGUUCAGUGGAAUAUUCAAGAAGUCAUCAAGACUUGCAGACGGUCAUCACACUGAAGAUGAAAAGCAAUCAGAAGAUGAUGAGCUCUCAGGAAGCACUGAAGCGCUGUCCGAGAACAACACAAAGGAAAAAGGAGGAAUAUUUGCUGGAAUGUUCAAGAAAGCCCCCAAACCUGCAGAAGCUGCUCAGCCUGAGGAGGACGAGUCUGCUGACAAAGAGCUCUCAGCCAGCAAUGAGAAUUUAUCAGAGGGCAAACAGGAGAAAGGUGGAGGUUUGUUCAGAGGCCUCAACAAAAAGCCUCCUAAAGCGUCUGGAGAAAAAACAGAGUCACCGGAUGCAGAGGCUCGGAAAGAGUUGUCUGCCAGCAACGACGACCUGUCUGAGAAUAACACCACUAAGGAGAAAAACAUUUUCAGCAACAUGUUCAAGAAGCAACAGAAACCAGCAGAGGGCGCUGCAGCAGAGAAGGAGCUGGAGGUGAACAGUGAAAGUCAGAUAUCUGGUAGCUGUGAGAAUCUGUCUGAUGCCCCAAAGGAGAAAAAAGGAGGCCUGGCUGGCAUCUUCAAACGAUCAGGCAGCAUCGACAACCUGUCUGAUGAGGAGAAAGGCGGGCUGUUCAGUGGACUCCGUAAGAAAACACCCAAAGCGUCUGGAGAUGAGGCGGCUGUAGAGGACAAAGAUGAUCAGAUGGAGCUGACGGCGAGUAAUGACAGUCUGUCAGAAACCAACAACACUAAGGAGAAAAGUAUUUUUAGUGGCAUGUUCAAGAAGACUCAGAAACCAACAGAGGGGGCUACAACGGAUGAGGAGCUGGAGGUGAACAGUGAAAGUCAGAUAUCUGGUAGCUGUGAGAAUCUGUCUGAUGCCCCAAAGGAGAAAAAAGGAGGCCUGGCUGGCAUCUUCAAACGAUCAGGCAGCAUCGACAACCUGUUUGAUGAGGAGAAAGGCGGGCUGUUCAGUGGACUCCGUAAGAAAACACCCAAAGCGUCUGGAGAUGAGGCGGCUGUAGAGGACAAAGAUGAUCAGAUGGAGCUGACGGCGAGUAAUGACAGUCUGUCAGAAACCAACAACACUAAGGAGAAAAGUAUUUUUAGUGGCAUGUUCAAGAAGACUCAGAAACCAACAGAGGGGGCUACAACGGAUGAGGAGUUAAACUGGGAUGAGGAUAACACGUUCUAUGGCAGUGGUGAAAAUCUCUUAGAAACAACCACAUCAAAGGAGAAGAGUGGUGGACUGGCAGGGAUCUUCAGAAAGUCUCCAAAACCAGCUCCUCGAUCGGUCGCUUCAGAGGAUCCUCUCACUGCCUCUAAGGAACUGUCCGCCAGCUGCGACAGCCUCGUAGAAACUGCUGAGGAUGACCUUCCUCGAUUAUCGGCCAGCACAGAUAAUCUUGUAGAAGCUUCAAGUGCCACGAAGGAGAAAAAAGGAGGGUUUGCUGGAAUCUUUAGAAGAACGCCUAAAACAAUUGAACAUCAGGAAAGUGCCGACAUGGAGUCUCCACAAGGAGGCGGGCUGAGACGCAGUAGAACUAUCAAGAAAAAAAGACGAGUUACUUCAUUCCGAGUCAAGAAAACUCUUCCCAAAGUACCCAAACUUAAUCUGACAUCUCAGAGUUCAGAUAAGAUGCCUAUUAUUGAGGAGGCUGUUGAGCUGCAGGAGCUGAACCCAGCACAGGAGAGCUCAGUGGAGGUUCAGCCUGUGGAGAUGGCAUCUUUCUCCACUGAAGAAAACCCACUGGAAGCUGACGAGGAAAAUGAUGAGUUGAUGGAGUGGUGGAACACUGUCAAAGGUUGGGCAGAGUGGAACGAGACAUCCAAUUUCCAGGAGGAUGAUGAGGAAAUGGCGAUGGAGCAGGCAGCUGAUCGUGUCUACAUGGCCGCCCGUCUGUUCGUGCGUCUCUUCAACAAUCGGGGGGCGUCCCUGCAGGGUCGCAUCCUGGAGCUUGUGGCUCUGGCCGACGCUGCAGAUGAGUUCCACAAGAAAACGGUGAAGGCUGCUGUGGGUGGAGGGGUGGCCAGCGUCGCUGGCAGCGUGGCGACAAUCACGGGCCUCAUUCUGGCACCUUUCACUUUCGGUGCGUCGAUUAUCGUCACGGCGGUGGGGAUCAGCGUGGCGACAGCGGGCAGCAUCACCUCGGCGACGGCCAACAUCACCGAUACGGUUCACUCCAGCAUGGACCGUAAGAAGCUGGAGAAGAUGAUCCAGGGCUACCAGGAGGAGAUCAAAGACAUCAGGGAGUGUUUGGAGUUUGUGCAGGCGGGUAUGGACACCCUGCAGGAGUGGGACUUUGAAAAGUACUCUGAGAGUACUGCCAAGAAGGCGCUGAACCACAACCUCAAGCACGUGAUGAAGGAGGGCGGUCGCGCCGGAAAAGCCCUGAUGAUCAACACCGAUAAGCUCAUCAGCACUGUGCAGAUUUUGGGUGCUGCAGGCGGCGCCGCCAAAGCUGCCCAGGCCAUCAGCGUCACCACAGGGGUCAUGUCAGCGCUCUUCCUCGCUCUGGACGUUUUCUUCCUCGCCAAGGACUCCCAUGAGCUCCGCAAAGGCGCCAAGACAAAGUUCGCCACCAAGAUCAGGGACGUAUGUAAAGAACUUCAGGAUGGCCUCCUGGAGCUGAACAAGGUGAAGACGCAGCUGCAGAAGACCAUGGACGGCAUCGAGGUGGAGGAGUACGAGGAAAUUGAGGAGGUGGAGGUGGAAGUUGACGAUGAAUUGGAGUCGGAUCCGAAGAAGCUGGCUGAGCUGGAGCAGGAGCUGGACCUCCUUGAGGAGAAACUGGACAAGAAGGCAGAGGAGCAGCAGAAGAGUAAAGGGAUGGAGAAGGAAAAUUUGAAAAGUAAGAAACAGGAGGAGAAGAGCAUGAAGGAGAAAGAAGAGGUGGGAAAGGAUGCUAAGAAAGAAGGAAAGAAGGAAAGCAAGGACAAAGUUGAGGGAGAAAACAAGCUUGAGAUAAAAAAAUUAGAUAAGAUCUCUGACGAGGAAGUGGAGCAGAAAAAUGAGACCGUCAAAGAAGCCAAAGAGGAGGUUUUAAAAGAACAGUCUCAGAAAGGAAAGAAGAAAGACAAAGAGACUGAAAACCGAAUUACGGCUGGAAAAGAAAAAUAUGAAAGCAAGAGAGACACGGCAAAAGAAGAAAAUGUUCCAAAUAAAAAGGCAGGUGAGAAGGAAAAAGAACCAGAGGAAAUAAAGAUCCGAUCAGGCCAUUCAAAACAACAGGAACAGGUUGAAAAAGUACAUUCUGGAAGGAGUAAGAGCAGCAGAGAGGUAGACAGAGGGAUAACCAAAGAAAAAGAGGUGAAAAGUGUGAGUACGGGGAGGCGCAGGAGCGAGAAAGAUCAACCCCAUAAGAGUGAAAGGGGGAGCGUGCACGAAACGAAAGAGACGGACAAGGACAGAGGCAGCCGGCGAGAGGAGGAGAGAGGAGCGAGGAACUGGAGGGCUGAGGUGGCUAAAAGUAGAGACGGCAAGGAAGGAAGAGAAUCAAAGAGGGAGGAUCACGCGAGGAAAGAUUCGCACCGGAGUCACGGAGCGUCGUCGGGGAGGGAGCGUCAGGAGAGAGAUCGGGGGCACAGCAGAAAGGGAUCUGACUCGGAGAGGAGUCACCACAGGAGAGGAUCAGACGAGCACAGGGAGAGAGGAGACGAGAAGCGAGGGAGCAGGAUCGAGAGCGCGAGGAGGCAGUUCGAGCGAGCCGGGGGAGAGAAGGAGGAGGAGGAGGAGGAGAGGGGGAAGAGGAGAGAGGACGGGGGGAGUCAGAGGGGGGAGAGAGAGAGGAGAGGGAGUGACAGAGACAGAGAGCACCGACACAGCCACCGAGGAUCUCGAUCGCGAUCCAGCGUGCUGCUGGAGGACGGACUUUAUAUUUAGUUUUAAAGACGUCACAAUAAUCCUUUUUCAAAGAUUAGGUUUAGAUUCUUUUAAAGGGACAGUACACCUCAAAAUCUGUAGUGCGAUUUAUCCAUGGACGUAGUGUUUUGGAGAUGUCAACAAAAGAGAUAUUUGUCUUCUCUGAAUAUAUUGGAACUAGACGGCGCUCGUCUUGUGGUGCUCCAAGCACCAAAACACACAUUUUAUGAAAUCAACAGGAAGUCUCUUUCCUGAAAUCAUGACUCAAGGACCUGGUUUUUUAGCAGUUUAAUGCACAAAACAUUUACUAUUCAAGACUUCCUCGACUGAACUGGAACUUCCCGUGUGUGUGGAAAUGUCACGUGAUUAUGGCCUCGUUCAUUAAAUUCAUCAUAUUGUGAAGUUUUUGUUUGUUGAAAACUCAGAUAAGACUUUGAAUGCCAAUAAGGUGCUUUUAUCAGCUUCUGCACCAGUGUUUCUUUGGAUACGACCACUAGGAGUUUUAUCACUUCCUUCCUUUUUCUUUUUUUAAAAAGUGCUUUUUUGUUUGUUAGUUUGUUUUGGUGCCCCAGGAUCAGAUUUCUUCACAGCAAAGCACAUUUGUCACUUAAAGCAACAGAACAGCUGAUUGUUGAGUCACGCCGACAGGUCGCCAAAUACUGACGCUUUGGACCUGAGCUGCUAUCCCACGGCGUCAGUAAUUGAUUUUUUUUGCUUUAAUCCGUAGACAGGCUGCUUGUUAACGAGUUCUGAUUUCAGAUCACCUUUAAACAUAUCUAAAACCUUUUCAUGUGUUUCUAAAACAUGUAUUUCUGAACGGUGUCUGUUACUUUAUAUAUUUCUGGUGUUUCAGGGUAAAACUACUUGUUUUUUGCAGUAGGAUUGUUGAAGUCUGUAUUGUGCCUUUUUAUAUGAACACACUGUGUGUAUAUUGUGUUGUCUAGUGGACCAGUGUUAUGUCACAAAAACACCAGUAUGUGAAGAGUUUUUCAUGCAGUCGUUGUAUCUCAGGAAGUACAGAAACGUGCUCUGGGGAGAUGUACCAAUGAUAAUCACCAUUCCUGGAAAUUAAUCAUGAGUUUUUGGUCUUUACGAUCAUCUGUUAGUAUUUCCACUCAGUGCACUUUAGUCAGGCGUUGCCUUCCUCACGUCUGCGCUCUCAAGUUUGACAUCAGGAAUGACUACUUCCUGAUGUUUCUGCAAUGUUGUGCAAUGGUACAAUUUUUCUGUUUUCAUCACCGGUGUCUUCUUUCAUAUUUUAUAUGUUUGUCAUUUUAUAUGGGUAAAUAUUUUUUAUGGUGCUGGUUUCUUACUGAACAAAUAAAUUGUUAGAACUACUGAACGGUA